GGAAGCUCUUCAGGGCAGGGACACAGCACAGAGCCCGUGACUCUGGCUGGGGCCUCCCCUUCCUUUCCCCUUCCUUUCUUGACACCUGUCAGGGCCUUAGGGUGGGGGUGGGAUUGUGGCCCCUGAGCCCACAGCAGAAUGUGGUGGGUGAGUCUUGGCAAAGGGGUGUCCUAGUUCUCUGUGGCAGGGGUGGGAUGCAGGUGACUCUCACCCUGGAAGGGGCUAUCUGGAGAACAGACCCUCCCCUUCCAUGUUUUUCCUCCUUGCUGAGGAGACAGUCGUGGCACAAAAUGUGCCUGGGUCUGAAUGGCAAAGAGUCUGAGUUGGGCCUCUCCCCAUCCUCUUCUGUUUUGGGACCUCCACUGCCAGACAGCACAAUGUGAAUGCAGGGGACGGAAGUGGCAAAGUGACCAGAGAUGCCAUGAAGCUCCCACCUCCCAAUGAAGAGCAGAAUAAACCAAGACUGUAGGAAGAAUUCCCUCGUCCUAUUCUGUCUUGUAGUACUGAGGUGUCUUAUUUUGUGCUAGGACACUGUCUGUAUAGCACAGGGAUUUAUACCAACACUGACAAAUUAUUUGGUCCCUUUGAUGAUGAUAGCAGAGGCUAAUCAGUUGUACUAGCUUGUGGGGUUUGCUCUAGAUAUAACAAUUAUCUGUAUGUGUCUGUUGCAUGUGUAGGCAUGAACAGAAUCCGGAUCCACGUCUUGCCAUCAAGUCGGGGGCGUGUUACCCCUGUGCCAAGGCCCCAGGAACCCUUGCCUUGUGCCUUCACACACCGCCAGUGUUCCCAGCCUCGGCUGGAAGGGCAAGAAUUCUGCAUUAAGCACAUCCUAGAAGACCGGAAUGCUCCCUUCAAACAGUGCAGCUAUGUCUCAACUAAGAAUGGGAAGAGGUGUCCAAAUGCUGCUCCCAAAACUGAGAAGAAGGACGGGGUAUCAUUCUGUGCUGAACAUACCCGCAGAAAUGUGCUGGCACAUCAGGCCCAGCUGAAGAAAUCCAGCCCUGGACCUAUGGGUGAGACUCUUCUUUGCCAACUUAGCACUUAUGCAAAGACGGAGCUGGGCUCCCAGACAGCAGAAAGCAGCCGCAGUGAAGCUAGUCGAAUCCUAGAUGAGGACAGCUGGAGCGAUGGAGAACAAGAACCUGUGACAGUGGAUCAAACGUGGCGAGGGGACCCUGAUAGUGAAGCUGAAAGCAUUGACAGCGAUCAGGAGGAUCCUCUGAAACACGCUGGUGUGUACACAGCUGAGGAGGUGGCCUUGAUCAUGCGUGAGAAGCUGAUCCGUUUGCAGUCAUUGUACAUAGACCAAUUCAAACGACUCCAGCACCUCCUGAAAGAGAAGAAACGUCGAUACUUGCACAGCCGCAAAGGAGAGCAUGAAGCCAUAGGGAGCAGCCUUCUGACAGGCCCAGAGGGGCUUCUGGCCAAGGAGCGUGAGAACCUGAAGCGACUGAAGUGUCUCCGGCGUUAUCGGCAGCGCUACGGCGUGGAGGCUCUCCUGCACCGCCAGCUGAAGGAACGUCGGAUGUUGGCAACCGAGGGUGCGGCCCAACAGGCACACACUACUCGUUCCAGCCAGCGGUGCUUGGCCUUUGUCGAUGACAUUCGAUGUUCCAGUCAGUCUCUCCCGAUGACCAGACACUGCCUCACGCAUAUUUGUCAGGAUGCCAACCAGACUUUGUUUAAGCUGUGCCCAGGGUUAGAAGAAGUGCCCUGCAACAAGCCGGUUCCUGUAAGCCUUUCUGAGAAUCCCUGCUGUCCGCUCCAUCUCCAACUGCCGCCUCCCAUGUAUGUACCUGAGCAGGUGCUGGCUGUUCCUGAGGAGCUGGGCGCUGCCUCUACGGAUCUGUACUUGAGCACUGCUGAGCUCCAGCCCACAGAGAGCUUACCCCUGGAGUUCAGCGACGAUUUAGACGUGGUGGGAGAUGGCAUGCAGUGUCCCCCUUCCCCUCUGCUCUUUGACGCCUCCAGGGCCCUGGAAAAUCAAUCCAUCAAAGAUGUUGCUGAGGCUGCUGUAAACAUACUGGCCCAUGAAGAACCUCCUCAGCCAGGCAUCCCGCCCCAGGUGACCCAGCCGGACAGAGGGAGCUCUUCUGGCCAUGCCAUCAUGGCAACCGCGGGGUCUCAUGCAGAGCCACCUUCCCAGAGUCACCUGCAGACUGGGGUGGGCAGGCCUGGACCAGAGGAAGACAGGAAGCUAGCAAAAACUACAGCCUCUGCCCGGCCCCAUGGAACACUGGCAGCAGCCAAUGGGAAUCCAGAACCAGCCUCCAUCAGCUGAUAAGAUCUUGGAUUGGGAACCGAUACUUCUGAAAUCUUUUUCUUGAUUGCAGUCUUGACUGCCCUCAGAUGGACCUGAGUGUGAAAUACAUGUGGUUGUUAGAAUGUGGUAACGCGACACUUCACUGCACUUCUAACGUUGGUUCCCCUUUCCACUAGAGAAUUGCCACCAGAGCAGUGGAACCGGGGAAGGGUGAAAUGUCUGGCCAGAAGCUCAUAUGACAGGUUCCAGUUGGUUGCUCUCCUGUCAGACCCUCCCCCUCUCAUUCAGUUCUGGUUCCUUUCGGCCAAGCCUGCCAAAAGCACAGCUCAUUAGUGAGAGUGUCAUUCCCAGUCAGGGGAGAAGAGACAUAGAAGGGGCUCACUGGCUUGUAGGAUAUGCGCUCGGCGAAGUUGUGAUGUAUCCAUGGAGAGGGGUAAACGUGUCCCACUGAAAGAGAUUUUCCAGGUAGAGACUGAACGUUCUGUGUAGUCAGCCUGUCAGGGAUGCAUGUGCUAGGCAGAGGGUUGGCUUGUUCACGCUGUAGCACCAUGUACUAAAGCAAGAGGCUGUUCUAAAUGUAUCCAAUUCUGGUGUGCAAUGGCUGGCAUUCCUCUGGCAUUGUAAGCCUGAAAUUCCACUCCUGAGCCUUGCGUUAGCUGAUGUACCAGCCCCGUGGGGUGCUGAGCGUGUGUCAAACCAUGUAUAAAUGUGCUGUACACAUUUUCCAGUUUGUAACAGAACAGGAGAAAUUCCCACCUAAAAAAAAAAAAAAAAG
Molecule: messenger RNA, 3038 nt
Organism: Pelodiscus sinensis (Chinese soft-shelled turtle)
Lineage: Eukaryota; Metazoa; Chordata; Testudines; Trionychidae
Source: RefSeq, a predicted model, not a curated record